Molecule: messenger RNA, 1233 nt
Organism: Caenorhabditis briggsae
Lineage: Eukaryota; Metazoa; Nematoda; Chromadorea; Rhabditida; Rhabditidae
Exons: 4
Coding region: 1-1233 (410 amino acids)
Biological process (GO): UDP-glucose transmembrane transport
Cellular component (GO): cis-Golgi network; Golgi apparatus; endoplasmic reticulum-Golgi intermediate compartment
Molecular function (GO): antiporter activity
Source: RefSeq, a predicted model, not a curated record
AUGAGAUUCCCUUCUGCUUUUUCAUCUUCCACCGCCCAUUUGCUUGAAUCAUCGCCAAUUGACGACGAUCCGGGUCCAUCUGAAUCGAUUGCACUACAGACACGGGUACCAAGUCAGACUGCAGAGAAGCUUGUUGCCGAAAUAAGUGACGAUAGUGAAGACGAAGAAGAAGAACUUCACUUUAGAACAGUCAACGAUACGAAUCCAAUUCUAACAUAUCGAGAAAUGGUUCUACGAAUCGCUUUAAUAGCAAUGCUUUAUUAUCCACUGUCCAUUGGACUCACUUUUUAUCAAAAGUGGUUUAUAAAGAACUACAAGUUGCCGUUACUUGUUGUCAGUGGUCAUUAUAUUCUCAAGUAUCUGUUUGCUGUAAUAAUCCGAUUUAUUUAUGAAUGCGUACGAGCCCCUCGAAUGCGAGUUUCGUUACGAGAUCAAAUGAGAUGGCUUGCUCCGAUUGGAAUAUGCGCAUCCAUGGAUAUUGGUCUAUCGAAUUGGGCAUUAGAAUACGUUACUGUCAGUCUAUAUACAAUGGCAAAAUCAUCUUCAAUCCUAUUUAUUGUUGCUUUUUCGCUACUUCUUCGAUUGGAAAGAUGGCGUAAUUCAUUGGGUUUUGAGACGGGAUUAAUUGCUGCUGGUCUAUUCUUAUUCACAUGGAAAUCAUCUCAACUCGAUUUGACUGGUCUUCUCCUAGUAGAAUUGGCAGCCGCGUGCACUGGAAUCCGAUGGACCGUAUCGCAGUUAGUGAUGCAGAGAGACGACUCAGCAGUCAGACAUCCAUUGGACAUGGUUGCUCAUGUUCAACCGUGGAUGAUGAUUCCAAUUAUUCCAAUGAUUUGGCUGUUCGAAGGAGCUGAAAUCAACUGGAAUUCAGUGUUUUCGUUCCAAGGCCACUAUGAUCCUUGGUUGGUGGUUGGGUUAAUUUCUGGUGGAGGAUUACUCGCGUUUUGUAUGGAAAUCAGUGAGUACCUCCUACUUGUGAACACUUCUGGAAUCACUCUCAACAUCUUUGGAAUAGUAAAAGAAGUGGCGACACUCCUUCUUGCUCAUCUAAUCAACAAAGACAAACUAACUGAAUUGAACAUAUGUGGUUUGGUUCUUUGUCUCUCUGGAAUGCUUCUUCAUGGAAUGAACAAACGACGACAAAGGACACAUCGCCCUCUCCCAUCGUGUUCAACGACAUCAAGAAGCGAAGAUUCUCGGAAAUUAUUGUCUUCCGAAGAACUGGAAGCAUGA